Fraxinus pennsylvanica is the source of this 1191-nucleotide messenger RNA. The record is from the annotation of a GenBank genome assembly. Lineage: Eukaryota; Viridiplantae; Streptophyta; Magnoliopsida; Lamiales; Oleaceae.
AUGGACAAUGACUGGGAUCUAUUUGCGGUGGUGAAAAGCUGCACCGCUGCUGCCUCCACCACCACCACUCCGGAUAACAACAUUAGCAUGUCACCUGCAGAAGGCCCUUUUCUUAGUUCUGGCUCUAUGUCCACCUUCUUAGAUGAUGAUACUUCUUUUGUUUUUCCUAGCCUUAAGGAAGACAGACCAGAUGGAGCUUUCGAGGGCUUAGAAGAAUUCUGCAAAGAAUUCAGCAUCGAUAUGUCCCUGGCUGCUGCUGCCUCGGGAAUGACCGUCACCACAACAAAACCCUUUCCUGUUGGUCAAGUGUUCCAAAACCAACAGCAGAUUCAGUUACAACAAGGAAUUUAUCAAAUGCAACAACAGCACGGAAAUUUACAGAUGCCGGCGGAGAAUCCUAUAAUUCGUUCUUCUCCCAGAAUUCGAAAGACGAAAUCUCAGCCCAGUCGACCCCGUAAAAGGAGAAAUCAGCAGAAAAUGGCGGUUCGAAUAAUGACACCAGAGGAAAUCUAUGCUGAUUCAUGGGCAUGGCGAAAAUACGGCCGAAAGCCUAUCAAGGGAUCCCCGUAUCCAAGAAACUACUAUAGAUGCAGCACCUCAAAAGGCUGCGCUGCAAGGAAACAUGUGGAGAUAAACCCUACAGAUCCGGACCUUUUUGUGGUGUCCGACUUUGGUGAACAUACCCAUCCUCGGCCGAACCAACGGAACUCUUUCUCCAGAAGCACUCGGACCAGGUUGAUUUCUCCGGCCACCACCUCCAGCGAGCCAAGCACUAACACAAAUAUUCCUAUAGGUCUUCCAAACUCUUCAUCUUCAUCACCGGCUUCCAGCUCCAGCUUUUCUCCAAAUACACCACUCGUGGAAGGCCAAAACCCCGCGCAAAAUGAAUAUAUCGAGAUGGUGGAGGAGCAUGUUGAAGUUGAAUAUGAAGACGAAGAUGAAGAUGUCGAGAUGGUGGAGGUCCUGGAGGAGCAUGUUGAAGUUGAAUAUGAAGAUGAAGAUGAUGAUAUCUUGAUUCCAAAUGUUUCAAUGUCAGAAGAAAUAUUCAGAGGGUUUCGAGAGCUAGGCGUGAUUAAUAAUGGAUCUGCUCACUCAAGUGAUUUGCAAACACAGCCCUGGACUUCCACCAGCUCCACCUCAACCUUCAAUGCCAGCGGCAACAGCAGUGGCAGCGGCGGUAGCGGUGAUUGA